CUUUGGGUAAUGGGGACCGCAUUUCUCAGUUUUUCAAGACAUUUGCAAUGUAAACAGUUGUGCUAAUUGACUAAUGGAGAAAAUCAGCAUAUUUGACUGAAAAUACUUGUGUGGCACUUGCAUGCAAAAGUACAAAUCCUGCAUUUACACGAAUACAACAUAAUGGAUCUCAUGACAUAACCCAAUAUAUAGAGACUCAUAGCAGUCUACAUUUUUAAUACAAUUUUCCUGAUUACAUUUUCAUACUUUGACUUAUGUAGCAUUUUAAAAGCAGUGAAUUUGGAUAUAUUCACAAUGUGGUAGUAGCCUUCUUUAGUUAGUUAGCUAGGUUGGUUAGCUAAAGGAUCUGAGUGACGUUCCAUCCUCCACUAGUCAAUGAGGAAGCAUUUGGUACCGAGAGUAAAGUUUACAUAUAUAAACACGCUCAACAGUCUGACAUUAAGGUGGUCCCCACCAAUAAUCCAAGAAACAAGUUUGAUUUCAAACCAUUAAAUAUUGCUGCAGAUGGCAUCAAACAAUAAAAUCUACUCGUGCUUCGUUUUCAUUUGCUUCAUCAAUCAGUUGAAUGACGCACGGGGUCUCCUGAGUCAACCAGCAGGGGGCGCUAGCUAGCAGCUAGCAGAGACAUGAUGACAGCUACAGUUGGACAUAAACUCUGGACAUUAGCAUGUCAGGUCGUGACCAACGUCUGGUGCCACGUUUGACUCUCUUCCACCAAGAAACGUGACCAGAAAAGUCAACCGUGACCUAAAAUAAAGAACACCGUGAGUUUCCACCAUCACUCUCACCCUUCACUUACGGCCUGUUCGGAUUGUUUUGUGUCCGUGUCUCCAUGUCUCUCCUCGCACAGAUGUCCAGGCCACCAGCCCUGCCUCCCGUCUCCAGCAGGACCCUGCACCACCCCUCCUUCCUGCCUCUGUACCUGGCUGCAGACUUUGCAGACUAUCAUCGCACGGACUGUAAUAACCAGCCAGUCCAUCCCAUCAUCCCAGCAGAGCUGUUCUACUCUGAUCCCAGCAUGAGCCGCGGGAGGAGGAUCCCCAACAUCGUGAGCGAUCUGAGGUUAUUAGAUUGCUUCCAGCUCAACACUUCUCCACCAGUUAUGUCCGCCUGCCUGGCCCCACCAGCCAGUCCAGACCCAUUCAGAUCUGGAACACACCCCACCGUAGAUCUGGGCACCCUCUCCUUUACAAUCAGUACCCUCCAUCCUCCAGUGCAGCUGAGCCGGGCCGUCGUCCAGCUAACCCAGGAGGAGGACCAGACCAUCACUCACCUCCUGAAGCUGCACCACCAAGAGCCUCCUGCUCCACACAUGGACUUCCUUCCUCACCCUGAACCUGUGGAUGUCGCCUCAGCUGAGGAAGCCUACAAGCCCAUCUGUAGCGCUGUGCAGCAUUUCAGGGAGGACGGCCUGCAAGGUCAGUCGCAACACCGAAGAUGUUGGUCGCAUACAGAACUUGAGGCAGCUGGGACGCUCUUGAGUGGCUUUAGCCUGGUGGAGAAGGACCCAAUCUGGGGCGAAAACUACAGUGAAUCAGCAGAUACACUUCCUGAUCAUCUGCAGCAACAAGGAUCUGAGACUUUUCCCUCACCAGUAACUGAUUGUACCCAAAAAGUGACCAGCUUUAGUCAUGUCAGGGAAUCUGGACAACCAGGCUGGGGCGAUUUAGGGUUUGCUGAGGGAUACUUGGCAUCAUCAUUACCCCCAAAGAGCAGAUCGAGCGUCUUUGGCAUGAAGAAACGGACACUCUCGGACUCUGAGGGAGAUGCUGUUCAUGUCCUCCUGAGCCUCGGAGACGUGACAGCAUUGGAAACCAAUCAGUGAUUGUCUUAAACCUGAGGGUCUUCCUCACCCUUAGUAUG
This is a messenger RNA of Acanthopagrus latus (yellowfin seabream), 1863 nucleotides long. RefSeq lists its product as uncharacterized. Lineage: Eukaryota; Metazoa; Chordata; Actinopteri; Spariformes; Sparidae. The coding region runs from base 833 to 1825 and encodes 330 amino acids. The record is from RefSeq and is a predicted model, not a curated record. The transcript has 3 exons.